AUUGACGCUCCGCGGUUCACGACGGAUGAAGACAGCGGAGAGUGGACAUGUCAAAGAGACGCUGAUGUAAAAGAGACAGCCACGGUAGUGGCGCGGGGACGUCUGCUAUUAGAGAAUGCCACUGCAAUCAAAUGUCACGCGUGCAUUAGCUCAUAGCAGUAAACACGUUUUUGUGCCGCUUGUUAUGUGUCUAGUUUUUAACCUUGAAUCAUAAUUUUGGGCCUAUAUUCAGCUCCCGCGAUUAAUUAGAAAAUGCCUCUUGUACAGAAUCAACAAGCCGGAAUAAUUUUGACAGAAACUCCUAUAGGUACGGUAUGUGUGCGCGAGGUCAACGGCAUGGUUGCAGGAAAAAAGAUAGGCUACUUGGUGCAAUAUAUGUUUGUCUGUAGCGUAUUAGCUAGUAUGGCUACUGUAGGUUACGCUGACUGUUUUUCUUUGUGUGCUGUUGUCAAAAUCCUGAAGAAAGGUACAAUUUGUCACAUUGUCAGGAUAAAUAGAUAGGAUGUAAUACUAUCUCUGUGGGAAUGAAAUGUGUUUGACACGAGCAGGUCAGUGCUUGAUUAAUAUGGGAAAGCCGCUAGUUUACAUUAAGUAUUUUCAGUUCUUCCUGCUCGGCCACUGCAGGUGUAGCCAGGCAGCAUUAGAUACAAUCGUUGGCGAUUCUGUUUUUGUUACUUUGCCAACAACAUUCACACACCCACGGCACGGUUAUAUUGUAUUUGUGUUUCUUACAAAGUAGUUCUAUAAGAUGUUAUUACCAUGCAAUCAUUAAUUAAUUACAUGGUUAUAACAACACGUGCACCUGAUUCUACAUCAGACAAUUCGAGCGCUUGGACUAUAAGGUUCUAUCUGGAUUUUUGUCGAAAUGUAGUUAUUGACAUAGCCUUGUUCAGUUCAAUUCUCUACCUAUAUAGCACUCUAAAUACCCCAAUUCAUGUUCUUAAGUACAAAAGAAUACUAGAUAAAGCCAAUUACCUCAGAAUCAGAAACCUUAUAGUCCUCUCGAAUUGUUGAUAUCACGAAAAUCACCAUUAGGCCUAUAAAAUCAAAAGUAGGAUCCAACAAGGCCCAGUAUUAUCAAAAUGUAUGCUACCAUGCAUCAUCAACAUAUAAUCGAUCAUGUUAAUAAUGAGAAGCAAAUUAUCAAUGUCAAGAUGAUAAAAUAUCUCAACUACACAUGCAUGCAUUUUUAAUGGAAUGGAGCGAGGGGAACAACAUGGUUAGUUUAAUCAAGGCCUUAGAUUCCUUGGUUUAUUACACAGCUAACCAUAAUACACUGCUAUUGAUAUUUACCUAUCAGUUGAAGAGGCGUGUGUUAUGACAAACACAGGAAUACUACUGUCAAAAACUAUAUUUUAGUACUUUGUUAAUUACAUCACUGUUAAUACAAUCCCAAAAAAGUGUCAGAGGCAGCAGUCAGGUUUUCAAGAGCACUUUCAGUACCAAGCAAAAACAGAUAUGAUGAUCUGUUUAAACUACCUGAAUAUUGAGGGUAUAUACAUGUAUAUUGAAGGUAUAUAGAGGUAUAUUGAGGGUAUAUAGAGGUAUAUUGUUGGUAUAUAGAGGAAUAUUGAAGGGAUAUAGAGGUAUACUGAGGGUAUAUAGAGGUAUAUUGAAGGGAUAUACAGGUAUAUUGAGGGGAUAUCCACGUAUAUUGAGGGUAUAUACAGGUAUAUUGUCUAACACUGUGUACAGUGGGGAAAAAAAGUAUUUAGUCAGCCACCAAUUGUGCAAGUUCUCCCACUUAAAAAGAUGAGAGAGGCCUGUAAUUUUCAUCAUAGGUACACGUCAACUAUGACAGACAAAUUGAGAGAGAAAAAUCCAGAAAAUCACAUUGUAGGAUUUUUAAUGAAUUUAUUUGCAAAUUAUGGUGGAAAAUAAGUAUUUGGUCACCUACAAACAAGCAAGAUUUCUGGCUCUCACAGACCUGUAACUUCUUCUUUAAGAGGCUCCUCUGUCCUCCACUCGUUACCUGUAUUAAUGGCACCUGUUUGAACUUGUUAUCAGUAUAAAAGACACCUGUCCACAACCUCAAACAGUCACACUCCAAACUCCACUAUGGCCAAGACCAAAGAGCUGUCAAAGGACACCAGAAACACAAUUGUAGACCUGCACCAGGCUGGGAAGACUGAAUCUGCAAUAGGUAAGCAGCUUGGUUUGAAGAAAUCAACUGUGGGAGCAAUUAUUAGGAAAUGGAAGACAUACAAGACCACUGAUAAUCUCCCUCGAUCUGGGGCUCCACACAAGAUCUCACCCCGUGGGGUCAAAAUGAUCACAAGAACAGUGAGACCGAAGUAACAAAGCCUACCAUCAGUAACACACUACGCCGCUAGGGACUCAAAUCCUGCAGUGCCAGAUGUGUCCCCCUGCUUAAGCCAGUACAUGUCCAGGCCCGUCUGAAGUUUGCUUGAGUGCAUUUGGAUGAUCCAGAAGAGGAUUGGGAGAAUGUCAUAUGGUCAGAUGAAACCAAAAUAUAACUUUUUGGUAAAAACUCAACUCGUCGUGUUUGGAGGACAAAGAAUGCUGAGUUGCAUCCAAAGAACACCAUACCUACUGUGAAGCAUGGGGGUGGGAACAUCAUGCUUUGGGGCUGUAUUUCUGCAAAGGGACCAGGAUGACUGAUCCGUGUAAAGGAAAGAAUGAAUGGGGCCAUGUAUCGUGAGAUUUUGAGUGAAAACCUCCUUCCAUCAGCAAGGGUAUUGAAGAUGAAACGUGGCUGGGUCUUUCAGCAUGACAAUGAUCCCAAACACACCACCCGGGCAACGAAGGAGUGGCUUCGUAAGAAGCAUUUCAAGGUCCUGGAGUGGCCUAGCCAGUCUCCAGAUCUCAACCCCAUAGAAUAUCUUUGAAGGGAGUUGAAAGUCUGUGUUGCCCAGCGACAGCCCCAAAACAUCACUGCUCUAGAGGAGAUCUGCAUGGAGGAAUGGGCCAAAAUACCAGCAACAGUGUGUGAAAACCUUGUGAAGACUUACAGAAAACGUUUGACCUGUGUCAUUGCCAACAAAGGGUAUAUAACAAAGUAUUGAGAAACUUUUGUUAUUGACCAAAUACUUAUUUUCCACCAUAAUUUGCAAAAAAAUUCAUUAAAAAUCCUACAAAGUGAUUUUCUGGAAAAAAAAUUCUCAUUUGGUCUGUCAUAGUUGACGUGUACCUAUGAUGAAAAUUACAGGCCUCUCAUCUUUUUAAGUGGGAGAACUUGCACAAUUGGUGGCUGACUAAAUACUUUUUUUCCCCACUGUAUGUCUUCCAGGAUCAUUCAAACAGAGGAAACGGAAGUCCAUCAUGGUCGCUAUGAUGUUGCUCAUUGUGUCUGUACUCAUCCUUAUCUUUGGACUGGCAGCCACCACCAGGACACAGAACAUCACCGUCGGUGGCUACUACCCUGGAGUCAUUGUAAGUAGCAGUCUAACAUCUUACUGUCUUAGAGACAUGUCAUACCUCAACGAAAAGAGGAUAACACUACGAAUGCAUUUUGAUGCAGUUAUAAUGCAUCACAAGACUUGUCAUGAGUAUUUGACCCUCUUUUAAUGGCUUAUAAUCAUCUCGAUCCUGACUAAAUACCAGCCAUUUUGAAACAGUUGAAAUGUUGAUACACAGAGUGACAUAACAUAUUAAAAGCUUGAUUCUUAUAAUACAUUAUAAAUAUUUUAUACAUGCUUAUACUUGUAUAAUUAAAUAAUUAUACAAGUUAUAAACAAGAAAUUCCGUCACAGGAAAAAUAAAUGUAUUAGUUACUAUUCCAUUCUAUUCUACUCUAUUCUGUUCUACUCUAUUCUAUUCUACUCUAAAGCGCGUUAUGCCUGCAGACUUUAAGUAACUUUAUGUGUUGCCGAAAGGAGUACUGCAUACCAUCCAGGGUAAUAUGCUCUGGCUGAUGUAAGCUCUCUUUUAGAUGCUUUUGAGUGCUAAUUUAUGAUGGACUCUCAGAGGGUGGCAUUUCCCCCACAUUCAUUAUUUAGCAUUGUUGUCAUUAGAGGCUGAAACAUGUACUCAUCAUCCAUAAAUUGGCUUCAGAGACCCCUUCUAUAUAACCCUCAGCAUUCUGCCUCAGGAGAAAGCAACAGUGGUGAUCCUAUAGAGCUUAUGUUAUUAUAUUGUAAGCCUUAUUCUAAGACAUUAUAAAGACUCAUGCAUGCUUAUAACAAGUUAUAAAGAAGAAGCUCCCUAACAGGAAAAAUACAUUUCCUCUGUUUUAUUCUAUUCAGUGUGGAUGAUGAUUAGGCUGUCUCUAAGAAUAAAUCAUCUAUGGUCAUUCAUCUGAAGAAAGACCAGUGAAUCAUAUUUCAGAUACAAUAAUAGGCCAGGUAUUUAAGAACCGUAUUGGCUAGGAUAGAUCAAGAAAAUGUUAUUGUGAACUUGUGUGAAUAGAGCUGAGACUGGAUGUACUUCCACCACAUUCAUCUUACUGGGUGAUCAAUAUCACGAUCAUAGAUAUGGGCCCUGUUCGAAUACUUCAGAAAUGCAUCCUUCCUUACCUUCCUACCAGUGAUGUAGCGGUAAGAAAUAGGUGGGUAAACUCUGAUCACCGGUCGUGGUGAAAAAAGUAACACUCACUAUACUUUGAAUGGCUUUUUCCGCAAAAGGUGGGUAAACUGUUACAGAUCUGUGAUUACUUCCAUGAAGUAAUCACCGAUCUGAAUUUGUUUAAUUGAUGAAAGUAAUAAGGUGGUGAUCUUGAACACUUACCUCAAGGAAACAAGGAAGGAAGGAUGCAUUUCUACAGUAUUUGAACAGGGCCAUUUUAUUAUUUCUGGGGAAAGGUCAUUUGGGUGAACCGAAUGGAAGGGCCACUUCCUGAUCCUGAGGGUCUCACAGAAGUGAAGUGUUGUGUUGUAAUUGCUGUUGAUCUCUAUUACCGUUCAAAUGAAUUUCCUAUUUAGUCCAGUUCCACUGGCGCCCUAACAACAGUCUGCUCUUUUUUCAGCUGGGCUUUGGCUCCUUUCUGGGAAUCAUCGGAGCCCAUUUGAUAGAAAACAAGAGGCAGAUGGUAAGAGGAUUAUAUUACGCCUGCACUUCCGUAUCAGUUUCUAUGCUACGGCUCUAUAUCUCUCUGCAGACAUACACCACCAAUAACCUAAUUCAAUUCUUCAAGCUGCAUUCACUUGACAUAGACAAAAUCCAAAUUGCGGUCUUCAUGUGGCAUGGGCACACAACCACAGCUACCUUCUCUAGCAGAAUGUCACAGUUGGCUCACAGGGGUUUUAGCGUGGCUAUCAGAACAUAGUUCCUAGGCCUUCUUGUGAGAUGCACCCAGAAAUAGACAUGUGUAAGAGGAGGAGGACAGAUGUCCACGCAGGAAUGUAGAGAAGGAACUGCAGAUGAAGGGUGGUGCCAGGGGCAUAGCCACUCCCCAUAGCCACUCCCCAUAGCUCCCGAAAUGAAGAAUGAGUGUGUAGCGUGACAGCCUUAACACACAGAAACUACAGGGGGAGUGGCUAUGGGGAGUGGCUGGACGACCGGGAGACCCAUGGGGCGGCGCACAAUUGGCCCAGCGUCGUCCAGGGUAGGGGAGGGAAUGGCCGGCAGGGAUGUAUCUCAGUUGGUAGAGCAUGGCGUUUGCAACGCCAGGGUUGUGGGUUCGAUUCCCACGGGGGGGCCAGUAUGAAGAAAGAAAAAAAAAUGUAUGCACUAACUGUAAGUCGCUCUGGAUAAGAGCGUCUGCUAAAUGACUAAAAUGUAAAUGUAAAAUGAUACAGUGGAGCUGUUGCCACCCUAGUGCAUUCAUCCCACAUAAUACAGUGGAGCUGUUGCCACCCUAGUGCAUUCAUCCCACAUAAUACAGUGGAGCUGUUGCCACCCUAGUGCAUUCAUCCCACAUAAUACAGUGGAGCUGUUGCCACCCUAGUGCAUUCAUCCCACAUAAUACAGUGGAGCUGUUGCCCAAAAACAACAUAUGGAUAUAUCCGGCACCAUCCACACAUGUAUACAUGAUUUUAGAGAAUGUCAACAUUUGGAAAUAUUGUUGUUGUUGAUGUUGCCAAGCAUAGAUGGAAUAGAUUCCCAUGGAAGGAAUCUUGGCUCAGAGACAAGUCCCUGCAGUUGCUGGUAGCUUUUGAAUGUGUGGUGUCACUGGCUACUGCUUCCUUCCUAUCCUCUCCUCCCAGGGAGGGCUGUAGAGUGUUGUAAAAAGGAUGGGGUGAUGUGUCAUUGAAUACAUGCUGUCUUACUUUGAGGAGUGAAAGGACUUGAGGGUGAGGGUAGCGGUGCCUGAAAAGAGCUGGGCAACUUGCCACGUGGGGCGGGCAUCGCAGGACCUAGGUGACAGUGAGAGCACUCUAUCACUGUUGUCCUCUACCCACCCCCAAUAUACACCCCCACCCUCUCCCCUCACCAGGAACAUUCAUACUCACACACCCAGGGCACGCUGCGUUCUCAAUGACUUGGUUUACACAUGUCCUCACACGCUCAUAUACGAACACACGCACAUAUGCAAGAACACAUUUCAUGUGCGCAUACACACACACAUCAUGCACACACACACAUGCUGUAGUAGAUCAUACAUAAUGUAGUAGAUAAUACAUAAUGUAGUAGAUAAUACAUACUGUAGUAGAUAAUACAUAAUGUAGUAGAUAAUUCAUAAUGUAGUAGAUAAUACUGUAGUAGAUGAAACAUAAUGUAGUAGAUAAUACUGUAGUAGAUAAUACAUAAUGUAGUAGAUCAUUCAUAAUGUAGUAGAUAAUACUGUAGUAGAUAAUACAUAAUGUAGUAGAUAAUACAUACUGUAUUAGAUAAUACUGUUGUAGAUAAUACAUAAUGUAGUAGAUAAUUCAUAAUGUAGUAGAUAAUACAUACUGUAGUAGAUAAUACAUACUGUAGUAGAUAAUACAUAAUGUAGUAGAUAAUUCAUACUGUAGUAGAUAAUACUGUAGUAGAUAAUACAUAAUGUAGUAGAUAAUACAAAAUGUAGUAAAUAAUACUGUAGUAGAUAAUACAUAAUGUAGUAGAUAAUACAUAAUGUAGUAGAUAAUACUGUAGUAGAUAAUACAUAAUGUAGUAGAUAAUACAUAAUGUAGUAAAUAAUACUGUAGUAGAUAAUACAUAAUGUAGUAGAUAAUACAUAAUGUAGUAGAUAAUACUGUAGUAGAUAAUACAUAAUGUAGUAGUUAAUAUUAACAACACGGAGUGCCUGGAUACAGCCCGUUGUCGUGGUAUAUUGGCAAUAUACCACAAACACCAGAGGUGCCUUAUUGCUAUUAUAAACUGGUUACCAACUUAAUUAGAGCAGGAAAAAUAAAUGUUUUGUCAUACCCAUGGUAUAAGGGCUGAUAUACCACGGCUUUCAGCCAAUCAGCGUUCAGGGGCUUGAACCACCCAGUUUAUAAAAUGUAUUAUACAACGGUGGGUCUAAUCCUGAAUGCUGAUUGGUUAAAACCGCAUUCCAGACGGUUUCUAUUUAAGUGAUAAUGCCAGAGAAGCCGGUGUUUGGAGGAUAUAUUGGCACGGGUGUUGUUAGGCCCAAGACAAAGUCGAGGGCUGGCAAACCGUGCCAAUAGAUCCUCCAAACACCGACUUCGAGGGCAUUAUCACUUUUAUACAACAGGUUACCAACAUAUUCAAAUAAUGAUUGACAUAUUUUCAUUAAAAACUAUUUCAUCCUUCCACAAGAUAUAGUCCCGACACAAAUCUAGGGUUGCUACCCAAGCCGGCUGGUCGUUCAUUCUAUCGGUUCGGUUGCUAGAGACGCGAGCAACAUAGUCGUUCAGUCUUUUUGGUCUGUAUCCAGUUGUUCGCUCUAAAUGUUUCAUUGCCAUACUGGCUGGCAACGUUUUUAUCCCUUGCUUGCUAGCUAGCCAACUACGGCUAACUUACAGUCACGUCAAAAAGUGCAGUCAGAAAAACAGCAAAGUAGCCGGAUUUGCAUUUGGUUUAAGCUGUUUUCUAGUGACAUUUAUUUACCAACAACAAAUCUAACACAUUCACUUCAAACUGAAGCUGGAAAGACUGCAUACUAGCUGCACGUUUCAUUUGUACCUUUUUUCAAUUGACAUUUCUUUGAAUACUGUAUAUCCAUAAAAAUGAUGCCAGCUGAUUCAUGAUUUCGGCUGGCUGAGAAACGCUGCCUGCCUGUCUGACUGUCUCUUCCCGACUCCCGACACGUUCAUUACUAUGGGACAACUGGAGAUCGAAUUUGAAUAUUGGAACAAUGUUGCAAAUGUCAGAGAGACAGACAGCAAGGUUUAUACAAAUCUCCGCUGUUGAAAACUAAAUGUUUGUUUAAAAGAAAUGUGAGAUAAUGUCUCGAUGCUUUUUAUAGUGGAGCUCAAGUUUAUAAAUUGCUUGGCUGGGAUGAUGAGAAAGUGGAUUGCACAGUCAGAUGGAACAGAGUAAAUAGGCAUUUUAACGUCAUAGAUUUAGCCGGUGGUCAUUUGUGUAAUAGACACCGGUUGGAAUGCGGUUUUAACCAAUCAGCAUUCAGGAUUAGACCCACCUGUUGUAUAAUCCACAAAUUACCACCGGCUAAAGAAAAGGUAUAAUCUUCGUAAAUGAUAUCAUAGGUAGGACUGGUGGAGUUAUGUCGCACAUGUUCCUAACAAAAACAUAUGGAAAUGUCUGCUCUACCCAAAAUUACAACCAAAUAAUUGCAGUAUUACCGCAAAAAUGGAAGAGGAAAGUGGAAGGGGGAAAAAGUAAGGAACUUGUCUGUCGGCCCUGCAUUAAAGAACAUAAUUGGUUAAAGAAAAUUGUGAUACAUAAAAACGUAUACCAGUUUCAUUUAAGGACCAAAGGAUUGACAGCCAUCCCAUAUAGAUUGCAAAAUAGUUGGGAAGAGAUAUUUGACGUAACGAUUCCAUGGCAUAGUGUUUAUGAACGGAUACGCAAAACGACACCAGAUUCAAAACUUAGAAUUUUUCAAUUUAAAUUAUAAUACAAAAUUCUUGCUACAAAUAGAAUGUUAUUUAUAUGGGGGAUGCAAUCUUCCCAGUUCUGCAGAUUUUGCUGCGAAGAGACAGAAUCAUUCGAUCAUUUGUUUUGGUACUGUCCAUUUGUAGCUUGUUUUUGGACACAGGUCCAGGAAUGGCUGAAGGAUUGCAAUAUUUACCUGGAGCUAACCCUGCAGAUAGCAUUACUGGGUGAUCUGAAAAGUCAUAGUCAAUCGAUCAAUAAUAUAAUAAUACUUUUAACAAAAAUGUUUAUUUUCAAUUUACAAUCUGUAGAAACAAUGAGAAUAAAAGGGUUCAGAACUUUUGUGAAACAUCACAGUACAGUUGAAAAAUAUAUGGCAAAUAGAAAUCCAAUAUGGAUGGUGUUAAGAGAUAGAUGGGAGGUGUUGAAUGGAGCUGAAGGAUGGGACUAAUAACAACUAACAACAACUAAUAACAACAAGAUAACUAAUGUAAAGCAUACUGUGUCCAUAAUAAGUAUAUAGGUUAUAGGUUGAGAGCUUUUGUGAAAGAGCACAGUUAGAAAGAUAUGGCAUAUAGAAGCAAACAGGAUGGACAUCAUGAAAAUGAUCGGAGAGGUUGAGGGUAGAGGAAGUUCAGGAGUAAAAACAAACAAAAUAGAAUUAUUGUAAAAUUGACUGUGUCCAUAAAAUGUAUAUAGUAUGUAUAAGCUGGAAGUAGAGGCCUAAGCAUUGUUGUUCACUAGUUUACUCCAAUUAGGGAAGGGGUGGUGGGGUUGGAAAGUAAUAAAGGGAAAUAUAUGUUUUUUUAAAGGAUAUGUAUAUAUAUACACUGCUCAAAAAAAUAAAGGGAACACUAAAAUAACACAUCCUAGAUCUGAAUGAAUGAAAUAAUCUUAUUAAAUACUUUUUUCUUUACAUAGUUGAAUGAGCUGACAACAAAAUCACACAAAAAUUAUCAAUCGAAAUCAAAUGUAUCAACCCAUGGAGGUCUGGAUUUGGAGUCACCCUCAAAAUUAAAGUGGAAAACCACACUACAGGCUGAUCCAACUUUGAUGUAAUGUCCUUAAAACAAGUCAAAAUGAGGCUCAGUAGUGUGUGUGGCCUCCACAUGCCUGUAUGACCUCCCUACAACGCCUGGGCAUGCUCCUGAUGAGGUGGCGGAUGGUCUCCUGAGGGAUCUCCUCCCAGACCUGGACUAAAGCAUCCACCAACUCCUGGACAGUCUGUGGUGCAACGUGGCGUUGGUGGAUGGAGCGAGACAUGAUGUCCCAGAUGUGCUCAAUUGGAUUCAGGUCUGGGGAACGGGCAGGCCAGUCCAUAGCAUCAAUGCCUUCCUCUUGCAGGAACUGCUGACACACUCCAGCCACAUGAGGUCUAGCAUUGUCUUGCAUUAGGAGGAACCCAGGGCCAACCGCACCAGCAUAUGGUCUCACAAGGGGUCUGAGGAUCUCAUCUCGGUACCUAAUGGCAGUCAGGCUACCUCUGGUGAGCACAUGGAGGGCUGUGCGGCCCCCCAGAGAAAUGCCACCCCACACCAUGACUGACCCACCGCCAAACCGGUCAUGCUGGAGGAUGUUGCAGGCAGCAGAACGUUCUCCACGGCGUCUCCAGACACUGUCACGUCUGUCACGUGCUCAGUGUGAACUUGCUUUCAUCUGUGAAGAGCACAGGGCGCCAGUGGCGAAUUUGCCAAUCUUGGUGUUCUCUGGCAAAUGCCAAACGUCCUGCACGGUGUUGGGCUGUAAGCACAACCCCCACCUGUGGACGUCGGGCCCUCAUACCACCCUCAUGGAGUCUUUUUCUGACCGUUUGAGCAGACACAUGCACAUUUGUGGCCUGCUGGAGGUCAUUUUGCAGGGCUCUGGCAGUGCUCCUCCUGCUCCUCCUUGCACAAAGGCGGAGGUAGCAGUCCUGCAGCUGGGUUGUUGCCCUCCUACGGCCUCCUCCACGUCUCCUGAUGUACUGGCCUGUCUCCUGGUAGCGCCUCCAUGCUCUGGACACUACGCUGACAGACACAGCAAACCUUCUUGCCACAGCUCGCAUUGAUGUGCCAUCCUGGAUGAGCUGCACUACCUGAGCCACUUGUGUGGGUUGUAGACUCCGUCUCAUGCUACCACUAGAGUGAAAGCCCUGCCAGCAUUCAAAAGUGACCAAAACAUCAGCCAGGAAGCAUAGGAACUGAGAAGUGGUCUGUGGUCACCACCUGCAAAACCAGUCCUUUAUUGGGGCUGUCUUGCUAAUUGCCUAUAAUUUCCACCUGUUGUCUAUUCCAUUUGCACAACAGCAUGUGAAAUGUAUUGUCAAUCAGUGUUGCUUCCUAAGUGGACAGUUUGAUUUCACAGAAGUGUGAUUGACUUGGAGUUACAUUGUGUUGUUUAAGUGUUCCCUUAAUUUUUUUGAGCAGUGUAUGUAUGUAUAUGUAUUUAUAUGUGUGUAUGUGUAUAUAUAUGUGUAUAUAUGUAUAUAUAUAUAUAUAUAUAUAUAUAUAUAUAUAUAUAUAUUUGCGAGAAGAAAACAAACAUGGGGGAUUGGAAGUGAUGCAAUUACAUUGAUUGAAGUUACAAUCUAUCUGCAAUAUUAAAGCUGAUCUACCUCCUAUAAUUAACACAAAGAAGAAAAAAAAAGGUCAAACGAAACGAAGUGCAGCCAGUUUGCAGUCUUUCCAGCUUCAGUUUGAAGUGAUUGUGUUAGCUGUGUUGUUGGCUAGCUCCUCUGAAUGUCACGCCCUGGCUCUAGGGACUCUUUUAAGUUGAGCCAGGGUGUGUAGAGUUUAUGUUUUGUGCUUGUUGUGUCUAGUCUAGUUUUUGUAUAUCUAUGUUGGCCAGAGUGGUUCUCAAUCAGAGGCAACGAGUAUCAGCUGUUGCUGGUUGUCUCUGAUUGGGAACCAUAUUUAGUCAGGUGGUUUUCCCACAGUGUUUGUGGGAUCUUGUUCCGUGUUGGUUUGUGUUUUGCACCUGUGGACGUCACGUAUCGAUUUGUUGUUUUGUUCGUGUAUCAUUUAAUAAAUAAGUAUGUUCACCUUCCACGCUGCGCCUUGGUCCUCUAUAUCCGACGAUCGUGACAGAAGAUCCCACCAAUACAGGACCAAGCAGCGUGCCCAGGCAGGAGAGGAGAAGCGGCACCAACCGGGCAGUCGUCGGACAGGCGAGGGGCACCCCCAAGAAAUGUUUAGGGGAGGGCACAUGGCAGGGACGACGGGGCCACUGGAGGCAGAUAAGGGGCGAGUUGGUGGACGAGGAGAGAAGGCCACCGGGUUACGGGAGCCAUUGGUGUAUAGAGGGAAGGAAAAUGUAGAGGCACGGCGAGAGGUACUGAAGUGUGUUGCCAGUCCGGUCCGGCCCGUUCCUGAUCCCCGUGUAAGGCCAGUGGUGUGUGUUCCCAGUACGGUCCGGCCUGUUCCUGUCCAUCGCGCCAAGCCUAUGGUGCGUGUCGCCAGCCCGGCCUGUUCCUGCCCCUCGCACCAAGCCUAUGGUGCGCGUCGCCAGCCCGGCCCGGCCUGUUCCUGCUCCCCGCACCAAGCCAAUGGUGCGCGUCGCCAGCCUGGUCCGGCCUGUUCCUGCUCCCCGCACCAAACCUGUGGUGCGCAUCGCCAGCCCGUGCCCGUUUCACCGGUGCCUGGUCAGGUACCGGUCAGCUGCUCCACACCGGAGCCUGAGCAAUCCGCUCCACCGAAGUCCAGUCCAGCUCCAGCCAGUGGGGCUAGACCAGACCAGGGGCACUACGGGGGGGUUAGUAGAGGGUGGUGGUCAAGCCCGGAGCCGGAACCGCCUCCGAGGAGGAAUGCCCACCCAGCCCUCCCCUGUUCGGUGAUGUUUAGGCGCGGUCGCAGUCCGCGCCUUUAGGGGGGGGUACUGUCACGCCCUGGCUCUAGGGACUCUUUUAAGUUGAGCCAGGGUGUGUAGAGUUUAUGUUUUGUGCUCGUUGUGUCUAGUCUAGUUUUUGUAUAUCUAUGUUGGCCAGAGUGGUUCUCAAUCAGAGGCAACGAGUAUCAGCUGUUGCUGGUUGUCUCUGAUUGGGAACCAUAUUUAGUCAGGUGGUUUUCCCACAGUGUUUGUGGGAUCUACUUUGCUGUUAUUCUGACUGCACUUUUUGACGUGACUGUAAGUUAGCCGUAGUUGGUUAGCUAGCAAGCAAGGGAUAAGAACGUUGCCAGCCGGUAUGGCAAUGGAACAUUUAGAACGAACGACCAGACGGCUUGGGUAGCAACCCUAGAUUUGUUUGGGUAGCAACCCUAGAUUUGUGUCGAGACUAUAUCUUGUGGAAGGAUGAAAUAGUAUGAAUAAAUUCAUCAAAAUAAUGUUUUUCAUGAAAAUAUGCCAAUCAUUAUUUGAAUAUGUUGGUAACCCGUUGUAUAAAAGUGAUAAUACCCUCUGAAGCUGGUGUUUGGAGGAUAUACACCCGUGCCAAUAUAUCCUCCAAACACUGGUUCUCGGGCAUUAUCACUUAAGUAGAUAAUACAUAAUGUAGUAGAUAAUUCAUAAUGUAGUAGAUAAUACACAAUGUACAACAUUAGAUGCAGAACAACAAACACAAUCAUUUAUUCAUGGCAUGAGAAAUUCUUUCCUGAGAUGACUUUCCAAUGCAAGGUAGUAAGUCAAAGGUCUGAGUGGAUAACUCUUUGUUUCUCUCCUCACUCAUUGUUUCUCUUACAGCUGGUGGCGUCCAUUGUGUUCAUCAGUUUUGGUGUGGUGGCUGCAUUCUGCUGUGCCAUUGUGGAUGGGGUGUUUGCAGCAAGACACAUAGUGAGUAGCAGUACCAAGCAGAGCCAAUAAGCUCUAAUGGACAGAUACCAUGCUGUCAUAUGGAAUAUCAAUGUUUUGGUGUUAUUACACAGUAACCACACUAGUAACUGAUUUCAUAUAUCAUCUGACCAUUGCCACUUAUUUUCAAUUAUAUCAUUGUUUUUGUACCUUUUCUAUAUUUUCCAUGAUAAAUUAUUAAUUACAUACUGGUUACUAACGUAUAGAGUAACUAUAUGACAUAAGUGAAUUUGAAACUUGUGUUGUUGCAGUGUAUUCUGCUGGUGUGGUUGAUGCUGUUGUUUCUUCUCUAGUGAUGUGUAAAACCUAAACAGUAGGAUGAAAUGUUUGUAUGUUUUGUUACGCCCCAGGACCUUAGACCUUACUAUGCCGGCCGCUGUGAUUUCUACGCCAAUUCAAAAUCCUCUGUGGAUUAUGAGGACGUGAGUGCACACUUAUUUCCUGUUGACUGUUCCUGUCCUCAUUGUUGAAAGGUUGCCUUAAAGUUGUUUAUAUGUUGCCUUAAAGUUAAAAAGUUGCCUUAAAGUUGUUUAAACAUUGCCUUAGAGUUGAAAAUCCAUCAGUUUCCCAAUAUAGAGAGCAUGAUCCAUAUGCGUUACUAUGUGAUAACAGUGACUACUUGUGUGAAAUCUAGGUUCACUGCCAGACAGCGUCCCGCGCAACCUGUAGCCUACGUGUGAAGUCCAAUACCUGCUACUGCUGUGACCUCUACAACUGUGGCAAGUGAGUUUUCCAAGCCUCUUUCACAAACUACCUGAGGGGCAGCUAAACUCAGCUCAAUUUGAUUGUUUUCUUAGUUUGAUUAUUUCCUUGUUUGCCUCAGAUUAAGGUCAUCACUGUUGGAAAAAUGUAAUUGUAAAAACUUUUUUGGACUUAUGUUUCAGAGAACAUCCUCUUUUGGGACAUGCGAAUAAAGAUGUUUUGAAAAAGUUUAGGAAAACGUCCAUGAUUUGGAAGUAGGUCCCUUUCUUUUAGCCUCUUGAGAAUCAUUAACAACCCAUUUUCUGUUGUUGUGGUUGAUUUUAACAGUAGCUGUAUAGUCUUCCUGCUUGGAACACACCAUGGGAAUGAGUGGGUGCCCUCUCCUCACUCCUGCAUGAAGACCAGUCCUCCUACCUGUCCCCUAGCGCUUACUCUCUAGUAGUUGUAGCUAGUUCCUCCAUUGCAACUCAAUUUGACAGCCAAAGGCCAACUUAUUUUCAUGUAUUUAUAUUCUGUUGUCAUUUUAUAUCGAAGAGUUUACACAAUGAAUGUGGUACAAAAAAAAAAACUUCUUGUGUCUCAAGAAGGUGUUUCUUACUUACUUCUGUAUGUCUUAACUCUUUGUCCUUCCUGAUCUUGUCCACCCACCUCUCCCACACACUGGCCCAGCCGUGUGGAGCUGAUAGGGGGCUACCACGAGUACACGGAGGUGGGGAGCUGCGAGGACGUGGUACACCUCUACCACCUGCUGUGGUCCGUCACCAUCCUCAACAUCGUCGCUCUCUUCCUGGGCAUCAUCACCGCCGCCGUGCUAGGAGGCUUCAAGGACAUGGUGAGACAAGCAGCAGGCCACAUCUGGGUUGUGUUCAUUAGGCCACAUCCUAGCAUUACGUUUUAAAGCAAGCAAGCGGUUCUUAUUGGACAAGUACAGGUAUUCCCUCCUGUUUCAGUCCGCUUUCUUCCAUUUGGUGCCUAAUGAAUACGACCCUGGGACGUAUAUAGUGUACUUAGUUAUGUCAAAUUGUUUGAAAUACUUGAGCUGCGCUUGAUUGAGUUUAACUUGGUACAGUGGAAGCAAUGGAAUAGUCCCAAACAUGCAAACCUUAAGCUAAAUCAAUUUAAAUGUAUUUAUUGGACUUAUUUGACCCAGAGAUGGAGGAGCAGACAUGGUAUAAGAUACUGACCCAGAGAUGGAGGAGCAGACAUGGUAUAAGAUAUUGACCCAGUAGGCAGAAACUAACAAUUCUUAAAAAGUUGGCCAACCAUUCUUAAAAGGUUGAAAGAUGUUAAUUAGUCAUUUUAGGCAUUUGAUUUACUUAGGGUUUGCUCAAGAUGAAAACGUAGCACCUUGGCCCUUAGUGUGGCCCUUAGUGUCGCCCUUCGUCAAUCAUUGGUGCGUGUGUGUGUGUGUGAGAGAGAGUGUGUGGGCACACCACUCAUUGUAUCUGUAUGUGUUUUGGUCAGACGCCCAUGCUGACCACUGACUCGUGUGAGUCAGAGCCCCUCCCAGCAGCCCCUGUCCCCACAGAGCUUCCAGCUCCCAGCACCUCCUCCUUCAACUGCUACUACAACACUGCCCCCUACCUGCCACCCUACACUGCCUAUGACCUGCAGGUAAUAAGCUACUAAUACCCAUCAUUCAUUAUCCCCCACAAAGCCACAACUAACAGGAAUAAUGCAUUAGGACGGAAGACUAACUUAAACUAUGUGUGGGUAACUCCAACUCUUGAGGAGAUCACGCGUUUAUGUCAAUGGUGAAUAUGCACGAAAAUUCGAGUUACACUGUUGGAUUUGAAGUUAUGAUUUUGUCCUCACUGCUUGACCAUAGGAUGAGUACUGUAGAAACCCCGGCUCAUCUUCCCCCUCCUGUCUCUUCAGGGCUCCAGCAUGAUGUUCCCUGACUCUUCUGGCCUGUCUGAUGAGUCCCAGUCGGGGGCCAGCCACAUGUGGCCCACCCUGGUCCCCCCGUGCUACUCUCCACCUUACUGCCCCCCCGACGAGAAGCCCCCGCCAUACAGCCCCUAGGAGAGAGGCUGGACCUGGGAAAGAACAGGGGAGGGCAUCCGGUAUCGUCUCCACUUUUGCCAGCUACAUUGGCAACAAAGGGCAAUGGGCAUUGAUGGGUGUUAGUGGACCUUGAAUAUUAACCUGUUUGAAUGCGAGCUGCUGCUGCAUCUAGCGCUCCAAACUGUUCCUGAGCAGCCAAGCCUGCCUGAGCUGUGUGGAAUAUAAAGAUACAAGGAGUUAGUGGAAGAAAGAAAGAGCAUGAGUCACUGAUGUGACUAGAAGCCAGUGCUGUGAGGUAUAAUUCAUCCCCCAAUAAGUAUAGCCUGUUAGGAUUCAGCCCGACCUGGAUGGAGCGGGGGAUAUUGCAAGACCCUGCUUGGCCUACACACCCUUUGCUCAGCAGACUCUCUCAGUUGGUGCCAGUUUGCUCCCUACUUCUUCCCCUUGGUCCUAACUCUGCCAUGUUUUGCAUUUCUGAGGGAUCUGGAUAACUAUAAGCAGUGUAGU
Molecule: messenger RNA, 16821 nt
Organism: Coregonus sp. 'balchen'
Lineage: Eukaryota; Metazoa; Chordata; Actinopteri; Salmoniformes; Salmonidae
Source: the annotation of a GenBank genome assembly